CUUCUCCCCUUUCUCUCGAUGCCACCUGUCUACCCCUUCCAAUCGGAGGAGCCCUCUGUGAUGGCCGACGAGGCGACGGCGAUGUAGAGCCUCGCCGGCGAAAACCCAAGAUCCGGCGCUGUGCUCCUCCACCGGCCACCCGCGCGCCUUACUUGCUUCGAGGUUCCAAACUGCCGCAGCAUCCCCUCCGCGACCGCCCAGACCCAUUCGCGCACUGCUCCGAUCCGCGAGUGGCGGCGCUUUUCCCCGCGGCCUGGCAGUUGGGUUCGGUUCGCUGCUAGUCUCUGCGAGGAGUCGGUUGCCCCUGCCUUCCCGUCACCUCGCUCCCUUCUCGUUCGAGCCUGUGAUCCUGCACGAUGGCUGCUAUACAACCGACAUCUUGGCCUGACCUCCAGCCAGAACUUCUGGGCCUUGUCCUCAGGCAGCUCCCUUCCCUUGCUGACCGUGUUCGACUGCGAGCAGUCUGCCAGACAUGGCGCUGCAAUGCCCGACUGCAGCCCCUGCCCCCUCCGCUCCCAUGGCUUGCCCUCCUUGAUGGGACCUUCCUCAGCAUCCCGGGUGGUGAAAUCCACCGCAUGCCUAUUCCUGAUGAUGCUCUCGUUACCAUGGCUCUAUUGACAACUGGCUCUUACUCAUGCAAAAUGAUGGCAGGUUCUCUUUGGUGAACCCUUUCUCCAAAACUAUGCUGCAGCUUCCUAAGCCAGCCAACAUUUCGCACCAAAUGAGGAAUGGCUACACCGGCAAUCCAUUUCUCUAUAAGUUGGUCAUGCCCUCGUCCCAGGACUUCUCACCAGAUUCCCUUGCUGCUGUGCUGAUCAUGGACGAUGGUUUUAACAUCAAACUUGGUAUUUGCCCGCCCCUGGUUCCCAACGACGCAUUGAGAAAGUUUAAUCAUGAUCACCAUACUUGUGAUGUUGUGUUCUUUAAUGGAAAGCUGUAUGCUUUCGUUUCCAGGGGGCUAUUCCUUGUUGAGAUUGCUGAUAAUCACAAAAUUAAGCCAAAAAUCUCAUCCAUCAAAUCCGUAAUUGACCCUAUCAAGUUUCCAGAUAUUGCAGAUCGAUCCUCUAAUGAGAGUUAUCUCUUCGGAGAUUGGUAUUAUCUAGUUGAAUCUGGCGGUAGACUGUUGCUUGUUGUGCGGCAGGUCAGGGUCUGGUCCCCUCUGCCAGAACACGGUCCACACACCAUUUGGUUCGAGGUCUUUGAGGAAGACUUGAUCGCCAAUUCGUGUCAUAAAUGGAGAAGAAUAAGCUCCUUGGCAGGCCAAGCGCUCUUUAUCAGCACAUACUCCAAGUCUCGUCCUGCUACUGAAUGUGGUUUACCUCAGGAAGACUGCAUCUACUUCAUAUGUGACUAUGCCAGAGAUUAUCCUACUCCUGAUCCUCUUCGGGACUCCGGUGUGUUCAACAUGAGAAAUGGGACGAUCACGCCGUUGUUACCAGAUACCACAGCGGUGCAGCCUCUUUGCAAGGGGUGCCCGACAUGGUUUUUCCCUUCUCAUGCCAUGUAAUCCACAUUCCAGCAUGACGUUCUUGAUCUGUUUGUCGGGUUCUUAUAUAUGUAGUUCAGUAUUGGAGGCUGGAUUCUGCUUGUGUGUACCCCUGCCUAGAUUGUCAAGAAGACAAGUAUUGCCUAGCUUCUGCUUAGGAUAGAUUUGAAUAAGCAAGUCUGGGUUCUUGUGAAUUCAGCUUUCAUCUGUUUAUGCCACACUUUUUAUUUGA
Messenger RNA from Panicum virgatum (switchgrass), 1718 nucleotides. RefSeq lists its product as uncharacterized. The record is from RefSeq and is a predicted model, not a curated record. The transcript has 2 exons. NCBI's taxonomy places the organism in Eukaryota, Viridiplantae, Streptophyta, Magnoliopsida, Poales, Poaceae. The coding region runs from base 635 to 1507 and encodes 290 amino acids.